ACCCCGGGAUCUCAGCACGUCUCCUCUAAGCACAACUGUGGCAAGAAGUCGGUGGAGGAAACCAUUUACACACCGUGCAUCUUUCGUAAAGGAACUCCGCACUCAACCACAAAGCUACAAAGAUCCUGACCCUUUUAUUUUGUUCUCACCGAACACCCAGGGUGAAAAUGGAGUGGAGUGUGAUUGUCCUGGCGUUGUCGCUUGGUUCACUUUACACAGUCCGUGCUGACUGCACCAAAUGGUGUUCGGCGUGCAACCUGGUCUUGGACAGUUCGAUCAAGUCGCUGACGUGCACUUUAGAGUGCGAAGGGGUAGUGCUGUCGACUGAUGAGUGGGAAAAGUGUGACAGGGCACUGCAGUUGUACAACUCUGACCCAUUGGGUAUUGUAGAUAAAGUUUCUUCUGACCCAGCGACGGAGGAAAACGAACUGGAACGCCUAGAGGUACUUACUAGACAGCAGAACAAUGCAAAACGCUAUGGAGGUUUUAUGAAAAAAAUUGACAAGAGCAGAGUUUAUGCACAAGCAUUGGCUCAAGAAAAUGCAUUUAACAAGGACCAAAAUCGCAAAUAUGGUGGCUUGAUGAAAAAGUUUAAUGCGAGGGAUUCAUCUGAAUUGCAGGAUCUUGAAACUGCAAUGGAGAAUAUACCAGCAGAAAAUGGAGACAUCCCCCCAACAGAAGAGCUAAAACGCUAUGGAGGAUUCAUGAAAGGCUAUGGCUACAAAAGAAGUGAGGAGCUGGCGAAUGAGGAGAAUCAAAAUGUGGAACUGCAGAAAAGAUAUGGAGGUUUCAUGAGAAGAAUCGGUAGACCAAGAUAUAAAUGGGAUAACCAAAAAAGAUAUGGUGGUUUCCUGAGACGCAAUUUUCGUGUAUCACUGAGGUCGGAUGAUGGUGAGGCCAAUGAUUACAGUGAUGAAGCUUCAGACUUGUAAAAUAGCCGGUCAUUUGAGUCUUGAUGUGAGAGUGUAGACUGUCAAAAUAGAUUCGGUAUUUAAACUCUAAAUGUAUUGUUUCAAUGCACAAAUAUUUUUGCUAAUAUGUUUCUAUUUGGCUCGCUAAAACAUCAGUUGAGCAAAUUAAUUGUAUUCUGUUGUCAAAGUUCGUGUGAAUCCAAUAAAAAUGGUCUCUGGACUGAAUGGUUUUGGUUUUGUUUGCCUUCUGUAAUAGUAUCUUAAUGUUAGAGAUGAUCUUUUAUGCUCCAUUUAAUAAAGUAAGUAAUUUCUGUGGCUAA
This is a messenger RNA of Mobula hypostoma (lesser devil ray), 1231 nucleotides long. It is a transcript of the gene pdyn, whose product is annotated as prodynorphin. Gene Ontology annotation, molecular function: opioid receptor binding. Lineage: Eukaryota; Metazoa; Chordata; Chondrichthyes; Myliobatiformes; Myliobatidae. The transcript has 3 exons. Gene Ontology annotation, biological process: chemical synaptic transmission; sensory perception; neuropeptide signaling pathway. The record is from RefSeq and is a predicted model, not a curated record. Gene Ontology annotation, cellular component: neuronal cell body; plasma membrane; axon terminus. Bases 168 to 932 code for a protein of 254 amino acids.